Exophiala aquamarina CBS 119918 is the source of this 867-nucleotide messenger RNA. RefSeq lists its product as uncharacterized. The record is from RefSeq and is a predicted model, not a curated record. NCBI's taxonomy places the organism in Eukaryota, Fungi, Ascomycota, Eurotiomycetes, Chaetothyriales, Herpotrichiellaceae. Bases 1 to 867 code for a protein of 288 amino acids. The transcript has a single exon.
AUGUCAGCUAUUGAAGCCGGUCGUCAGACAUGGAUGGGAAUAUCAUCUUCUGCUAUGAUUACCCUCGGAUCAAAGACCAAGUCCUUUCUUAAGACCCACUUCCGGUCUGUGCAUUUCCCGGUACCUUUUGAUAAGGUCUCUAUGAACAGUGGAUUGAAAUUUGAGUUCUAUGACACCGCUACGAAACUGUGGCCAUCAGAACACUCACGGGCAAUAACCUUCAACCACCACUGUGCGAUUCCCAGACCGCAAGCUAGUCCAUUCGCGAAAAUUGAGUAUCCUUCACGACUAAUGGAGACUGUUGGCAUACCCAAGCCUGGUGGAAAGUUCAUCGCAGCGAACGCUGUUUUCGACUCGAAUGAAAUUCUUGCCGGGCAACCUCGUUGUCCUAAGAGUCUCAGCCUUCAAGAGUUUGUUGCCUUUCAGAGCGUGAUCUGUAAAUUCAAUCGGUUUUGGCCCGCUUUGCUUAUUGAAAUGGGCUCUUCCAAUCUCAAUCUCAGCUCCGAAGCCGUCAUGAUCAUUUUGGAAUCAUUGUGCGCACGAACAGAUCCCGAAGAUAGCCAAGACGUAUAUUCUCAGAUUAAAUUCUUCCAGGGUGACGCUUUCUGCAAUGCUUUGGCAUCACAGAUUGACAAACGACUGACUACUAUCCGCUCAAAUUGGCGUGACCAUUGUAGCAUGAGCAUUCUGAUCACCUUGAUAUUGAAAGUCCUCGGGCUUGGAUCUACUUCGGUCCGAGUGCGAGCCCUUGAACUUCUUGGCUGCGGCUGGGAUACAACAAUACAGUGGACCCGCCUUCUGCGAAAGGAAUCUUGGUCCACGACGAAUGUUGCUACAUCUCGCCGGUUGUCGCAAUUGAUAUUGUGA